Oncorhynchus nerka (sockeye salmon) is the source of this 826-nucleotide messenger RNA. RefSeq names its product LIM and calponin homology domains-containing protein 1-like. Lineage: Eukaryota; Metazoa; Chordata; Actinopteri; Salmoniformes; Salmonidae. The annotation marks the transcript as partial. Gene Ontology annotation, cellular component: stress fiber. Gene Ontology annotation, molecular function: myosin II head/neck binding. The record is from RefSeq and is a predicted model, not a curated record. Gene Ontology annotation, biological process: regulation of focal adhesion assembly; positive regulation of stress fiber assembly. The transcript has 9 exons.
AUGCACCAGAACCCCGCCUCCCGGCAGGAGGUGACGGGAAAAAGUUUCGGUGAGAAGGACUUCCGGAGCGGCCUGGAGAACGGGAUCCUGCUCUGCGAGUUACUGUGUUCCAUCAGACCAGGUUUGGUCCAGAAAAUCAACAGACUACCCUCGCCCAUCGCUGGACUGGACAACCUGUCAGUGUUCCUCAGAGGCUGUGAGGAGUUGGGUCUGAAAGGUUCCCAGCUGUUUAAUCCAGGAGACCUUCAGGACACCUCCAUACAAGCCAACCUCAGGGACUCAGAAUGCAGUAGAAAACUGAAGAAUGUAUUAAUUACAAUAUUCUGGCUGGGGAAGGCAUCCAGUGUGUGCCCCUCCUAUGACGGCCCUGUCCUAAACCUCAGAGAGUUUGAGGGACUGCGAUCACACAUGAGAACGCUGAGUGAGGACAGGUCUGGGUCAGACAGUGUGAGGCCAGGUGUGAGGGACAGUGGUUACGACUGCUGGGACUCAGAGCGGAGUCAGUCUCUCUCUCCCCGACAACACACACGGGACAACUCCCUGGACAGCCUGGAUUCUUUUGGCUCGCGCUCCCAGACUAGCCCCUCCCCGAUGUCAUCAUCCAUGGCAACAGUGAUGGUAAGGAAGGCAGAUGCCCCCAACAGGAAGGCAGAUGCCCCCAACAGGAAGGCAGAUGUCCGUCGUGAUGACAUGUUAGCUCGUCGUACGCCGGCCGGUGAAUCACGGACCUUUGUUCCCUUUAACCAGUUCCUGCCCAAUCGGAACGCUCUGCCUACGUUCCCACCGCCAGACGCAGAUCACGGCCCCAGGAUGGAGAGCACGGCAG